Messenger RNA from Etheostoma spectabile (orangethroat darter), 10017 nucleotides. RefSeq names its product insulin-like growth factor 2 mRNA binding protein 1 (gene igf2bp1). The transcript is spliced from 15 exons. The coding region runs from base 527 to 2329 and encodes 600 amino acids. Lineage: Eukaryota; Metazoa; Chordata; Actinopteri; Perciformes; Percidae. The record is from RefSeq and is a predicted model, not a curated record. Gene Ontology annotation, molecular function: RNA binding.
GAAGGCUGGAAAACACGAGAGAGAGAGAGAGAGAGAGAAACAUUUGCUCGAGCUGAUCCCGCCAUAGUUUUUCCCACUCCGCCACUAUACACCCAUCACCAAAUCCACCCAGUACACCCCACCUCCUCCACUGCGUGAUAGAGAGGCUAUAGGCUGCUGCUUUAUUCGUUUACUGGGGCCGGCUGCAAGUCUUCUCCUGCUCCACUUAUUCAACUGGAUUUACAGCUAAAUCAAACGCUCUCAUCUGUUUUUACACUUUUCGAAUCUUUUUUAAUUUUUUAUUUUUUUUUGCUGCGGAGAAUUAGCCUAUAACUUGUUUCGAUUUGUAUUCUUUUUAGAUCUGCGUUUUCGGUUUGGAUAGCAUACUCUUGCCUUCUACUGUGAUUUUUAGUGUGGCAAGUGUGGCAAUAUCUUGUUGCGCUAAAAGCAAAUUUAGCAGAGAAACUUUUUUUUUUGCUGGCUUCAAUUUGAGUUAUUCCGGGCUUUGUUUUUUUUCGUUUUUGGACUUGGAAAAACACUUUCCACCAUGCACAAGCUAUACAUUGGGAAUCUAAGCGACAGCGUGACUGCCGAGGACCUAGGAAAAACCUUUGACGACCACAAGAUCCCAUACUCCGGACAGUUUCUAAUGAAAACCGGCUAUGCGUUUGUGGAUUGUCCGGACGAUCAGUGGGCCAUAAAGGCUAUCGAGACGUUUUCUGGUAAAGUGGAACUUCAAGGGAAACGUAUUGAGGUCGAGCACUCCGUCCCCAAGAAGCAAAGGACCAGGAAAUUGCAGAUCAGAAACAUUCCACCUCACCUGCAGUGGGAGGUGCUGGAUGGUCUGUUGGCCCAGUGUGGAACCGUAGAGAACUGUGAACAAGUGAACACAGACAGUGAAACUGCAGUGGUUAACGUCACGUAUGCAUCCCGGGAGCACGCCAGGCAAGCCAUCCAGAAGCUGAAUGGAUACCAGUUUGAGAACAACGCCCUGCGCGUCUCCUACAUCCCCGACGAGCACUCCGAGAUGGAGGGAGGCCAGCGGGGGCCUGAUAACGGCCGGCGUGGCUACGGGCCCCGAGGCGGGCCUCGCGGGGGCUCCCCGAGCUCUGGGAUGCCCUCCAAACCUCCACACGCCGACAUCCCUCUGAGACUGCUGGUAUCCACACAGUACGUCGGAGCCAUCAUUGGCAAGGAGGGAGCCACCAUUCGCAACAUCACCAAGCAGACGCAGAGCAAGAUUGACGUGCACCGCAAGGAGAACGCAGGAGCUGCCGAGAAGCCGAUCAGCAUCCACUCAACCCCCGAGGGCUGCUCAGCCGCCUGCCGCAUGAUCCUGGACAUCAUGCACCAGGAGGCUAAAGACACCAAGACUGCCGACGAGGUUCCUCUCAAGAUUCUGGCUCACAACAACUUUGUCGGACGCCUGAUCGGGAAGGAGGGACGCAACUUGAAAAAAGUUGAACAGGACACAGACACCAAGAUCACCAUCUCCCCUCUUCAGGACCUGACGCUGUACAAUCCAGAGAGAACCAUCACAGUCAAAGGCUCCAUCGAAGCCUGCUGCCACGCCGAGGUGGAGGUGAUGAAGAAGGUCCGAGAGGCCUACGAGAACGACAUCGCUGCCAUGAAUCAACAGACCCACCUGAUCCCAGGGCUCAACCUCGGUGCGCUGGGCCUCUUCCCCUCCUCUUCCAAUAUGCCCCCACCCCCUCCUGGAAACGCGUCCGGGAGUGCCCCCUACGGUUGCUUCGGGGCUCCAGAGCAGGAGACGGUCCAUGUGUACAUCCCAGCACAGGCAGUGGGAGCCAUCAUUGGAAAGAAAGGACAGCACAUCAAACAGCUGAGCCGCUUCGCUGGGGCCUCCAUCAAGAUCGCCCCGGCUGAAUCUCCAGACUCCAAAAUGAGGAUGGUGAUAGUGACCGGCCCCCCCGAAGCUCAGUUUAAGGCUCAGGGCCGAAUCUAUGGCAAACUGAAGGAGGAGAACUUCUUCGGGCCCAAGGAGGAGGUCAAACUGGAGACUCACAUCAAGAUGGCCGCUGCUGCUGCAGGCAGGGUCAUUGGCAAGGGAGGCAAGACGGUGAACGAGCUGCAGAACCUGACGGCGGCCGAGGUGGUGGUCCCCAGGGAACAGACCCCGGAUGAAAACGACCAGGUCAUCGUCAAGAUCAACGGACACUUCUACGCCAGCCAGUUGGCUCAGAGGAAGAUCCGGGACAUCCUGACCCAGGUCAAACAGCCACAGAAAGGCGGCAUGGGCCCGGGCCCUAACCCUAACCCCCAGGGCUUUACAGAGAUGGGCAGCCCCACGCAGGGACUGAGUCAGGAGCACCAGCCGCGCAGGAAGUGAGGGCCCCGCACCUUUCUCACAUGCCAUGGGGGCCCCUGCCUGACGGACAGACAGACGGACAGACUCAAGCACGGACGGAUAGACAGACGGAUACAGGAGAGCGACACACGGACCCAGCGAUAGACAGGGAGAGAUAUAAAGAGGGAGGGAGUACGCCCGACAGCCAGAGAGAAAGAUCGGCGUUAAAAAGAGAGGAAGAGAGAAGAUGAAUAAAAUCAAAAGAUGAAAUGAAUUACAAAAAAAAAAAAACGGGAUUAAGAUGAAACGUAACUUGAGAACAGAAACCAGAUGCCAGGCCAGAAGAGAGACUGAGUGAUGAUGGAGGGAUGAAGGAAAGGAGGGAUGGAGAGAGGGAGGAGCGGUGUCCUCCUGGUGUGCCUGGGCAGGGCUGCAUCAGACAGGUGGAAACAACACCAUGGCUCCCACCUGAGACACACUAGCAGGGCCCCGUUAGUCCCUCUGCCGGCCCUUACAGACCUCUCCCACCAUCUGCAGUCAGUCCUGUAUUUUAAGGGUGUUUUGUUUUUUUAAAACAUAGAGAUAUAUGUAUAGAAAUGUUUUAUUCAGAGCUAUUAUAGAUAGAAUGCAGUGAGGCAGAGCCGGGAGAGAGAGCAGGGAAACUGCUGCAGCGGCACAGGGGGGGAUAGGUCACGGGUCUGGCAUUAGCCCCACCCACCUCUAACCUCCGAGCCAAUGAAAGUCUAGAAGAGGGGCCGCAGAUGUUAACACUGCUCUUAUAAAGACCUCUCCGAAUAGCGGAGAGUUUAGGAGGGAAAAAAAGGAGAAAAUAGGAGGUUGUAAAUAUAUAAUCUUCAUGUAAAUGUUAAGAAAUGCUGUGUCUGGCCGCCUUGCCUUGAAAAAAAAAAAAGGGCACUUCUGUCUAUUUCCCAGUCUCCAGUCUAUGAUAUGUAGCAUAAAGGUAGCCUACAACGCGGCCGGAGGCUGGGGAGGCACUGGGGCCCUUUCCACGUUUAGCCGUGUGGCGGAAGGCGCAGCAAGAGACAGAAAGGGGAUCGGCAGUCGCAGCUGGCCCUGCAGUUCUAUUGCAGCGGCUCAGCUCACACAUGUGAAACCAUUGUAAAACACCUUUGUAAAAUAACAAAAAAAAACAACAGCCAGCAGCUAUGCUAGCUGGCUAGCGGCCCACCCCUUAAACGGCAUAUUUUAUAUAUAUUAUAUAUAUAUGAUAUGUGAGUUAGCCCGGCCCCUCCAGUUAAUGGAUUGAAGGCAGCGAGUCAGGUGUGAGGUUUCUGCUACACCUGUAUGAAGAAGAUCCGCAAUGACAGACAGACAAAGGAGUGUCUGAGACUUUCUGCUCAUUGGCUUCUUUCAGCGCUGAUACACUCGAGGCCAGUCUUGGACAGCAGUGGCUUUCUCCUCAGAGGAGCUGGGGUCCUUAAGACCAUCCCUGCAUUGACGCUGUCUUUUGGACAAACUCGUGCUCGUAUGAAUAUGAAAGACUGGCCUUGGGCCGAGCGUGGGAACCUAAAACAAAAAGCUAAGUCUUCCACAAAGCUCCUUGCCUUGAGCCCAGAGAAGGUAAAAUCAGACCGAAGGGGAGCGGCUUCCUCGUCCUCUCUCCCGAUCUGCCGAAGGCCUGUGGGCGGAGCCUCCAGACCCCGCCCGCGUAUGAUAAUGAGGGGCGGGGUCGCAGUGUGGACGCUCUCGCCAAGAUUAGAACAGAUUAGAGAAGAAAUGAAAACGAAAAAAAACCUACCUCAGGGUAAAGUUACCUCAGUAUUCCUAACUUUUUUUGUUUGCUUGCUGGUGUUUUUAUAUAAGAAGAAGAAGAAAAAAAGAAAGAGCUGAUAGUCCUGAAUAUUUUUUAUUUUUUUAAAGAAAAAAGUAUUUUUUUUUUAGGUAUUGUCUUGUUGCUUUGGUUAUUUUUUUCUGUUUUUUUGUGUGGGUUUGUGUGUGUGGGUGUGUGUGAGUGUGUGUGUGUGUGUGUGUGUGUGUGUGUGUGUGUGUGUGUGUGAGUGAGUGUGAUGGUUGAAUAAGCUCAGGAUGACGACGAGGCUGUGUGUUUUUCCAAAGCAGAGAGAGAUAAGCUGCUGCUCUAGAGAGGAAAUGGGUCCAGUGCCAUUUAGCCUUUUUCAAGGUGAGGAAACAAGCUCUCUGUCUUCCUGACGUGUGAUUGGAGCUGCCGUUGUCUGAAAUAUUGGCCAAUGGGGAGUGGUGUUAACUCGAGAGGGCGGUCCUAGGGUGCACACGGUGGCCAACGCGCCCCCGGGUGCUCUUUGUUACUGAGCCCAUGUCAUCAGAGACAUACCCGUAUUGUGUGACCGCGAUUGGCCACUCCCCGGGGUUCCCGGCCCGCCCUGUGCCCCGAAGGACCUCCCACUCCUGCCUUAUUGUGAUGACAUCAUCACCAAGCGCCAAACAUGAGAGGGCUUUAGGUGUUCAAGGGGUCAAGUUUCCCACAAAAAACAAAAAGACGUGCAAGAGUCAACUUUUAAGGCCAAAUUCUUUACCUUUCUCACUUGGUUUGGAACAUGUCAGAUCAGAGUAUUAGUGGUCCAUCUACAGUGUAAUUGUACAUCUAUCUCACAAACACACACAAACACACACACACACAAAACCUGAACUAGCUCUGACUUCUCUGAAUGUGAAUAUUUAUUACCUGUGCACUGACCAUGACACCUCAAAUGCUCCCUGUUGGCUACGUGUGUGUGUGUGCGUGCGUGCGUGUGCGCGCUUGUGUGCGUGUGUGUGUGUGUGUGUGUGUGUGUGUGUGUGUGCAUUCACUGGUUUUAAAUGUUCAUUUCUGUCAGGGGAUGUGGUUGGGUGAAACUUAAAGAAAAAAAAACAGAAAAAAGUAGGAAGAGAACCUAUGGCCUUCUGUCUGUGUUCCAACGGACCGAGGAGAGAGAUUCAAGAACCUUUGAAAAAAUGGGAGCAGAAAAAGGAGAGCGAGAGAGUUCAAAACAACAUUAACACAGCUGAGUAGUCGAUUUAAACCUGUACAUAAGAUGUUUAAAAAAAAUGGUGAUCACAAUACUUUUGUAUUUUUGGAGAAAAAUAAUCAGAAUGGGGAGAGAGAGAGAGAGAGAGGAAAGAUCGCACCAAGUCACUGAAGGACACUGCCAGAGAACUCAAUCUUUUAAAGGUCUCACCCGAUUCGGCGACACACACCGCCAAUCUCCAUCGGCUCCCCCGCCAGCUCACCAUCAAACAGGGAAAAAGUCUAUUCUACCGUGUCUAUGCUUCCAUUUUUCUUUUUGUCCAGAGGCGGUAAACGUCACAGUUCAACACGCUUCUUGUCCUGUGUCGCGUUUCCGCCUCCUUCCCGAACCAUAGAGCUCUGUCCACAACCACCAAGACGCGCUAUUUAGGAUUCAUUAUUCAGCCUUCAGCCAUUCAGAUCGGUUAGGAUUCCUUUUCUUUUUCUUUGUUUUGUUUAGUUUUGACAAAUAACAGCAAGCUUUAUUUGGACGUGACAUCUGGGGACGUACUGUUGCACUAAUUGAUGACAAAAAUGUUGACAAACUAUGAAAAAACGACUAAGAAACCUCCCGUAACACCUGAUGCAGUUCUUUAAAGGAGAAGGUGGCGAGUGAAGGAAGGAGGAGGGAGGGAUGGAGGAGGGAGGAGGGAGGUGGUCAGAUGUAUUCCACCAUCUCUCUACCCCCCCUCCCCCCCCCCCCACUUCUCCUCCUCCCUUCAAUUGAUUGAAUGCUUUCUCCCUCUGUUGCCCUUCUGUACUCCGGGAGAAGAGUGAGAUGUUUUAUUUCUUUUGUUUGGAAAAAAAAAAAAAAAAAAGCAGAAUCUUUCAUUUUUGGAGCGGCGGGAACGUCAGGGUCCCUCGCCCUCUCUUGCGCUGGUCUCCAUCGUGUUCUUUUUGCUCACUUCUGUUCAAGACCUUUUUGAUUUUUUUUUUCUUCGUUUAACCACCUUCUAUAUAUAUAUAUCUAUAUAUAUAUAUAUAUAUAUAUAUAUAUUUCUUUUUUUGUUGUUCUGACUCUUAUUUUUUGGAGCAAUGACCCUUGUUGAUCAUUUCUUCUUUUUUGUUUUGUUUUUAAAUUCACAAAUCUAACAAAGCAGCUAUUAAUAUGAUAACCGACUAACAUGUAGCUCAGUACGUUACAGUGACUGUGCCAAACCCAUGGGAGGGGGGGGGGGCAGAAUGCAGUAUAGAGCCAUAUUUGAGCAAACGACCUGACACCCACACACACACACACACACACACACACACACACACACACACACACCACACACACCCCCACCAUGGCUCACACACAUCAGCCUGCAUCAUUCCACCUUUCAGAUGUUGCAUCUGGUUUUUCCUCUCUGCUGCGAGAGUCAUCUGGAUCAUUUCUGCGCCCUCGAAAGUGAACCCUCAUCAAGCUUAUCCCAGGACUGUUUAAAGGACCCCCCCCCCGUGCAUGUGUUGUCCCCUUUACUACACAUUGCUAAGUGAUAUUACUGUUGACCAAUUUCUAAAAUAUAAAUUUAUAGCCAAACCUAACCGCAUAUUUAGAUUUGUAAAUCAAUUUCACUACAAUAUGAAAACCAACAUGGCCGAAUUAACUUGUAACGGGGUCCUGGGCAUAACUCCCCCGCAGGGCACCCCCCACCCCAGAAACCUGCCUUGACAUUAUACUUUGGUGAUGACCUAACACAUUAAGGUACCAUGUGGAUAAGAAAUCAUUCAAAUUCAGUGUUUCUCACCAAAAAGCAUUCGUUUCACAUCUGCCUUCCAACGCUCUGUAGAGUUGAGGGGGAACUAUGGGUGACCCCCCCCCCCCUCACCUUACGUGCUCAUUGUUGGUAACGUAGGCAUAAUUUACCACCCCCAAUAAUCAAAACUGGCAACCCAGCCCAAAGAACUAUUUCCUGGGCGUGACUUGAUGGAGGAAUAGCCACAAAUUGUUAGAAAAUUCCCCAGAAUGCUGGAAAUGAAGUGUUCCAAAUUUCAAUUUUUGAACCCAAAGUCAGGCCCUUCGUUGGUAAUACAACAAAUAUCAAUUAAAGCAGAUUUAAAGUUAUAGUUCUGUCGCCCUUAUGAGGAAUUCAAAGUAAUGACAACUGUCGACGCGUCCACGUGAUACAAGCCUUCCGUGAUCGCGCACAGCCAUUUUACCUGCAGCCUGACUGGCAUAGUGCAGUGAAAGGCAUGGAAACGUAACGCAAAACCCGUCAAUCUAAAAGACUACGGCACGCUUUAGAAACCGGUCAUCAGUAAUGUUGAGUGUCUCUGGGGUCGUCCUUUAUUUCAAGACGGGAGAGCUGGCUGUGGGGAAACGGCCUUGCCCGGCUUCUUGUUUGUGGCGGCAGACUGACCGACAGAUUUUGCGACACAGCAGUGCAAACUCCUUGUCGUGUAAAAUCAGACCCCCCCCCCCCCACACGCCCCAAGCUCGCCACCCCUCGGUCGAGACGCGCGCCGAGCGUCGACAAAUUUGCAACAAAAGCGGAGAGCGGGUAGAGGGACACGCUACUGAGACGAAACAAACCAACCUCUUGACACAUAACUAGGAACGCUACCUCACAAAUAACAUAAGCAAACUCAGCAAGAAGAUUGUUUCUUUCCUUUUUUUCUUUUUCGCAAACAGACAAGAGCAAACAGUCGGACAGACAUGCAGACAGAAAGGACAGACGGCCUUUUUGUUCUAUAGUCACAAUUUGUUUAUUCUUCACUCGUUGACUUUAAUUUAUUUUUAUUUUUUAUUUUUUUGAAACUGUCCCUCUCCAGCUUAACGGUGGGACUGUAAAGAUAAAUGACUAAAUAAGAAGAAAAAAAAAAACACAAUACCGACACAUUGUUGGGUGGUGUGCCGGGGGCAGCUAGGACGAGUAAUCUGAUUGGUCCACGUGUGGCCCAAUCACAACCAGGUGUUAACUUUCUGCUUCCUGGAACAGUUUCUAUUUUUUACACCGUCACUGUUUGAAGCUGAUUGGCCCAGUCACAAUACUCUGAAUCAGGACCAAUCACCGCCUGCCUUCCGACCGCUGGCCUUACCCACAAUCCUCUGCUGCCCCGCCUCCACCUCCCUGUGAUUUCACCUCCUGAAUCAAGGGGCACGACACCUGUCACCAUGUAAUUGUUUUUUUGAUCUACCUCUUGGGGGAAAAAAUAGGUAAAUGGUAUUUUUUUUAUUUCUUUUUUUUUUUUGUUUUUUAAAAGGACACAAACACACAAAAAAAUUUUUUUUUGCUUGAAAGAAAUAUAGUUAAAUGAAUAUCUGGGUAGCGGCAUCUCCAUAUACUGUAGUGGAUAGUCUAUUAAAGGAAAAAAAAAAAAAAGUUGACUUCUUCCAAAGAUGAUUUUCUUUUCUUUCUCUUAGUUGUUGUUUUUUUCCAAAAAGGAUUAUGAAAUGGAAUAGUAAUCUGAAAGGGCGGAGACAGCAAAUUGCCACCUUGUUUUUUAAAAUUUCUUCUUUACAAAAAAAAAAAAAAACCAACAUCAAUGAGAUUUCUCUUUACCCAAUUUGCAUUAUCUUUUGUUCAUUUUCUGUUCAACUUACACUUUGUUAACUUCAAAAAUAUUCUUGUUUUAUUUUGGUUGACUUCUAAUGUUUUUUCUUUUCUUUUUUUUGAUGACAGCAGAUUGUAUCUCUUGUGUUUGGGUGCAUUUAGUAUUUUCUUUCUCUCUGUGAAAAGCCUACAUGAGUUAGAGCGCCCUGCGAGGACCUUCCACACUGAUCAGUGAUCUAUUUUCCCUUCUAACGAGUCGUUUGGAAAUCAAAAGGACCUGUUUGUUUUAGCUGACUGCGCAGCUGCCGGUGGAAGGAGAGAGGAGUCCCCCUCAUGCUGGACUAGACCAAUCUUGUAGGGGGGGGGGGGUUCAUCACGAUGCGAUACAUCGACGCGAGAUUUACCGAUAUCUUAAAGGAACACGCCGACAGCACGUGUACAGUCCCAGCGUGUGCAAUAAGGUCAGAAGUGGGCGGUGUCUCAUGUGACCUUGCGUUAUUUUGUCCAUUAUUGGGAGCAGUAGGCUGGUUGGAGCGGUUAUCUCCAGGCUAGGCUGGCAGGGGGGUGGGGGGGUGAUGUACAGUAUGUAUUCUCUCUGGGGGAUACGGUGCGCUAUAGUCUCAAUAAGACGGCGUGUUCCUUUAAAGUCUGUUGAACAUGAUUCUGAUUGAUGAUCCAGUUCAGGGUUCUGCGACCGAUACAAGACCAUAUCUUUAAUGUCUGGGAUCCGGCAUCCAGAACCGGUUCCUGAUUGGAAAUUACAUUACUUUUCCCCCCUCUCAUUUCUUUUAUUGUAAUUGUAUGGAACAUUGGUUUUGAAUCCAAUCACCGGUUCCAAAAUUAACACGCGCAAGUUUUGGUUGCCAUAGCUGCCGCCGUAUUUCCCACGCCAUGCAGUACUCUAAAGAAACAUAAAACGUGAAUCUAUAAAAAAAACUAAGGGAAAUCUUACAGACAAUGUGUAUCGAGAUUUUCCCUCUGCACAGAUAAGAUUGGAUCGUGGAUCAGUGAACCGAUACCCUUACACCCCUACUAAUCUGAUCCGGGCUCAGCCUCCAAAUUGCGUGUACUUUGAUGUUGCAGUCAUGGCAACGAGUGUGAGACGGGCCGAGUCUUCCUCCUUCCAGCGGUUGGCGCCUUUUGGCCUUUACAGUAUAUGGACUUUCACCCUCUGCCUGCCUGAUUCCUUUAGUCCUCAUCAACACUUGUUUUAAACUCCUUGUAAACAAAACAGAGCAUAGAUAUGAAUGUGUUAUUAAAGAUGAGAAAACGGA